AAACUCACUUCAUAAUUUCAUGAAAUCAAUGGCUUCAAUUUCUUCAAUUCUUCUUCUCCUUCUUUCACUUUCACAUCUCCACUUCACUCUACCUACCGGAAAUAACCACAUCACCGACAGAAAAUCCUUGGAAAUCAUCAUCGGCGGCGGCAAUUCACCACCAUCACCUUCACCGGAACCGGGACCUGAACCUGCAGAUUGCCCUCCUCCACCUCCUCCUCCUCCAUGUCCUCCCCCACUUCCUCCUCCAUGCCCUCCUCCACCUUCCCCAAAACCACCACAAUCUCCUCCGCCGGAGCCGCCGCGUUCACCGCAUAAACCACCAAAAUCACAGCAUAAACCGUCACAUUCACCGCCCAAACCGCAUAAACCACUGUUAGUCUUUGAGAGCAAACUACUAGAGAAAGCCUACCCAAUCCUCCAAGCUUUCAAGAAUCUAGUCGAAGACGAUCCAAAGAAUGUUCUUGAUUCUUGGAAUGGCUCCGACAUUUGCAAAUACCGCGGACUCGAAUGCGCAAUAUUCCCGGGAACAAAAGACCUGGCUGUCGCGAGCGUCCAGUUUAACGAGUUUAACUUCGCUGGCAAGAAACUCCGGUUAGAUAACUUCCUCGACAAGUUAGAAACUGUCACGAUCUUCCACGCAAACUCCAACAAUUUCUUAGGCUCUGUGCCUGACGUCAGCAACUUGAAAUACUUAUUCGAGCUCGAUCUAAGCAACAACAAACUCACCGGAGAUUUUCCAGCUUCUGUCUUAAAAGCCAAGGAUCUCACGUUUCUCGAUCUCAGGUUCAAUACUUUCUCAGGCUCUGUUCCUCCUCAGGUCUUCAAUCUCGAUCUCGACGUCUUGUUCAUCAACAACAACAAUCUUGUUCAGCAACUUCCAACCAAUCUUGGCUCCAUCACAGCUCUUUACCUCACAUUCGCCAACAACAGGUUCACGGGUCCAAUUCCGGACAGCAUAGGCAACAUCAAGUACCUACAAGAAGUCCUUUUCUUGAAUAACCAGUUAACCGGAUGCUUACCGUACCAAAUAGGAAAGCUAAACCGAGCCACUGUUUUUGAUGUUGGGUUUAACCAACUAACCGGUCCUAUACCAUACUCUUUUGGUUGCUUGGACAAGAUGGAACAACUCAAUCUAGCCAGAAACAAGUUCUAUGGAGCCAUACCAGAGAUCGUAUGCGAGAUUUCUUGUCUCAAGAACCUUUCUCUCUCCUAUAAUUACUUCACUCAGGUCGGUCCAAAAUGUAGACAACUCAUCAAGAGAAACAUUCUGGACGUUCGUAUGAAUUGUAUACUUGAUCUACCAAACCAAAAAACGUCACAAGAAUGUGCUGACUUUUUCAUGCGGAAACAGACUUGUCCUAAUUCCAAGUCUAUGUUUCGUAUCCCUUGUGGUAAGAAUCCAAACCGGGUUAGACUGGAUCAAGAACGAUUAGAGGACGAAGAAGCUCAAGUUCCUUCUCCGGUAUCUUACGGUGCACUCAACCCGGACCGGAUUCGGAAUCUAUAAAUAACUUUUUUUUUUACAAUUAUGACGUGCGAAGAAAGCUAUGUAGCCAAGUGUUUAUACUUAUAUGUUUGUGGUUUCUAAUACAGUAUAACUGAAUAAAUGCAUUUGUUGCGUUGUUACGGAUCAUAUGUAAGGUUCUUGUACGUAUGCAGAGUCCAUUUUUUUUUCUUUUAAGUACCACUUUAAACGUUACU
Molecule: messenger RNA, 1704 nt
Organism: Eutrema salsugineum
Lineage: Eukaryota; Viridiplantae; Streptophyta; Magnoliopsida; Brassicales; Brassicaceae
Exons: 2
Coding region: 20-1510 (496 amino acids)
Molecular function (GO): protein binding
Source: RefSeq, a predicted model, not a curated record